GCGGAAGUUGACAGCCAUGUCUGCCACGAGAAAAGCACAUGCGUUAAGCUUCAAAGUUUUAGCGGAGUGUUCAACCACUAAGGCAAGAGUAAGUAAGCUAAUUCUGCCACAUCAUGAAGUGGAUACCCCCGUGUUUAUGCCGGUCGGGACACAGGGUACUUUGAAGGCGAUGUUACCAGAUCAGUUAGAAGAAAUGGACUGUCAAAUUAUUCUUGGCAAUACCUACCACCUAGGGCACAGACCGGGUCCAGAGUUGCUUGAAAAGGCAGGAGGUCUGCAUAAAUUUAUGAACUGGAACCGAAACUUGCUCACAGACAGCGGAGGUUUUCAGAUGGUAUCUUUAUUAAAGCUGGCGGAGAUCACAGAAGAAGGCGUAAAGUUUGAGUCACCGCAUGACGGCUCUACAAUGAUGCUAACUCCAGAGAAAUCUAUUGAAAUACAGAAUUCCAUUGGUGCUGACAUAAUCAUGCAGUUAGAUGAUGUGGUUCACAGUACAACUACAGGACCUAGAGUGGAGGAAGCCAUGUGGAGAACUAUCCGUUGGUUGGAUCGUUGCUUAAAGGCACACGGCAGACCUCACGACCAAAGUAUCUUUCCUAUUGUACAGGGCGGAUUGGAUGCUGAGCUGAGGAAGAAAUGUGCUCAGGAGCUAACAAAACGAGAUGUCUCAGGGUUUGCUAUUGGAGGACUCAGUGGAGGGGAAGAAAAGAGUCAGUUCUGGCGGAUGGUCUCUCUGUCCACUGACCAUCUGCCCCUGGACAAGCCAAGAUAUCUCAUGGGAGUGGGAUUUGCCGUUGACCUGGUGGUUUGCUGUGCAUUAGGAUGUGAUAUGUUUGAUUGUGUAUAUCCCACAAGAACUGCAAGGUUUGGAACAGCGUUAGUUCCCACAGGCCUGCUGAACUUGAAAUUAGAGAAAUUCUCCCGGGACUUCCGCCCCAUAGAUGAGAACUGUGGGUGUUCCACGUGUUCACAGUACACUCGUAGCUACCUCCACACCAUUGCUGGACAUAAACCAGUGGCAGCCCAGUUGAUUACUGUCCACAAUGUGAAAUAUCAGUUGAACCUUAUGAGAGGGAUAAGAAAAAGCAUCAUGGAGAAUACUUUUCCAAAGUUUGUUCAGGACUUCAUGUCAGCUUUGUUUCCCAGUAAAGACUAUCCUGAGUGGGCCGUGGAAGCCUUGGCGUCAGUCAAUGUCACACUUAGGUGACGCAUGCUAUAAGAUCAGAUCUCAUCAGGAAAUAUGGGCUGUGUGUCGUAUUGCCCACUGUGCUGCCAUCUGGUGAAUUUAACUUGGACUAGAAAAGAAACAAAACAAGUGGUCCAGUGACAGCCAAGCAGGCAUUUGGCCGGCAGUAUAAAAGAGGGGAUGUUUUAAAAAAUAUUUUAAAAAAGCGAACCUUUUCAGUCCUUUUGCUGACCCAACUUGAGAAAUGGCAUAGAAAAUAUUUUAUAUAUUUUGAGUCAGAAAAAUGCAU
This is a messenger RNA of Lingula anatina, 1475 nucleotides long. Its product is annotated as queuine tRNA-ribosyltransferase catalytic subunit 1. Gene Ontology annotation, cellular component: cytosol. The record is from RefSeq and is a predicted model, not a curated record. Gene Ontology annotation, molecular function: tRNA-guanosine(34) queuine transglycosylase activity. NCBI's taxonomy places the organism in Eukaryota, Metazoa, Brachiopoda, Lingulata, Lingulida, Lingulidae.